CUCUCUCUCCCAAGUCCCACCUGAGCGCGCAGUCUUACUCUUCCUCGUUCCGCAGCAAUCCUACUCCUUCUCUCUUUUGCAGUGGAUCCUGCGAUUGCCAUACCUUCGACCGUCACGUUGGGAGUAAAUUUUUUCGAUAGUUGAUAUAACUCCAAGGGAAGAAGUUAGUAGGUGGAUGAUCAAAAGACCUAGAGAUAAAAAUAUGGUAAAUCAAACUCGAUCUGGUUGUAAAAUUGGCGAUGAAUGUACAAACAAGGUGCAUAGCGGUGGUAAGGGAUCCAGUACAUCAGACUUUGCAUCAGAUUCAUAUGGACUGAGAAGGUCAACCAGGGAGUCAUCAUCCAAGAAACCAAUGAUUCCAAGCUUUCCGAGUACUCGAAAGUCGGAGCGCCUUGAGAAGCAAACCCCACCUACUUCAGUUUCUAAGGAUCCCAAGAAGGUCAAGAGACAAAGGACGCCAAGUCCAGUGAGGAGGUCCGAGAGAUGCAAGAAGCUGCGGCAUUCCUCAGAUUCUGCAAUAUCAAAGAAGUCUGCUAGAAGGUCCGAGUCAUCUGAUAGGCAAAACCAAAUGGACAAGAAAGAGACUAAGGCAAAACAAUUGGAGGUGGAAGAUAAGGAAUCUAGCAAAAGUAAUGAAGAAGAACCAGCUUCUACCCUGGUGAAGAGAGGGAAAUUGAGUGCUCGUGCUUAUAGAGCACUGUUCAGGAAGGGAAACAAGGAUAAAGCAUCAGAUUGCCGUGAGGAGUUGAGUUGUCCAAAUGAGUCCUUUCAGCCGGAACACAGCAAUUCUGUGGCUGGUCCAGAGGAAGUUGAUGCAGUCAAUGGUUGUAGUGAUUGUAAUCAAAAGAUUAAAGAGGGUGUGGAAUCCAUGACAAAAACAGUGGAAAAACAAAAUGAGGAAAACACUUGCCUCAAGCAAAACAACCAUUCUACUCAACAAGCCAUGGCAGGAUGUCAAAAUGUUACCACUGCAGAGCGCAAUUUCGUCCAAAUAGAUGGUAUAAAUUCAAAGAGAAAAAGUGGGGAGCCUGAAGCCACUGUUAACUUGGAACUUGGUGAAAAGCAGAACUUGCAUGUGUUGGUAAAGAUUGAUGAAGAAAGUGGACAGAAUACAUGCUUUAUCUGCAAGCUUGGCGGAAAACUCUUGUACUGCGAUGGAGCUGGAUGCCAAAGACACUACCAUCUUUCCUGUUUGGAUCCUCCUCUUAAUGAUGUUCCCCUAGGAGUUUGGCACUGUCUUGCUUGUGUUAGGAAGAUGAUGAAGUAUGGUGCCUAUUCAGUUUCUGAAGGAGUAGAGUCCAUUUGGGAUUGCAGGGAAGUGGAAGUAUCGAAUCCUAAUGGGUGGCAAAUGCAGAAGCAAUUUUUUGUUAAAUACAAAGGACUCGCUCAUUUUCACAAUCGAUGGUUACCAGAAGCUGAGGUGGCUGCUAAAUGGCCAUCUCUAGUUGCUAGUUUUCUUCAGAAGAAGCAGGUGGUACCGUGGAAGUCAGAGUGGGCUUUACCAAGGCGUCUACUGCAGAAGCGAUUAAUAACUUCACCUCAAUUUCAUAGUGAACGUGACAGACAGGAGGAGGGUACUGACGUGUCAAUGUGCCAUUACCAAUGGCUUGUAAAAUGGUGUGGCCUUGAUUAUGAACAUGCUUCAUGGGAGCUAGAGAAUGCUUCCCUGUUUCUCUCUUCAGAAACUCAGAGCCUCUUCAAACAGUAUGAAAACCGUCUUGAUAGAGCAACAGGAGCUUGUAAUGUUGAAGUGACUAAGCUUCCAGAAAGGAAAAAAAGUUUGAGGAAUGAAUUGUCAGAGCUUCCAGCUAAAGUUAUCCUGGGACCGGAGAACAAUCAUGCAGAUCUCAUUAAUAGCCAUAUUAUAGUAGAUGACCAGGAACACAUUUUGAAGGUCACAUCAUUUGUUUUAUCGCUCGAACGUGAUGGCUGUCUUCCUUUUCUUAUCAUUUCACCUUCUACCUCAGUUCAUUCGUGGGAUGCGGAGUUUUUUCGUCUGGCACCAACUCUUAAUGUUGUGGUUUUCAAUGGAAGCAAAGAUGCUCGUAAAUUUAUUAGGAACCUGGAAUUCUCCGAGGAAGGGGCUUCCUUAGCGUUUCAAGUGCUUAUAUCUCCUCCAGAGGCCAUUGUCGAGGAUAUGGAUAUUCUGACACAAAUGGAAUGGGAAGCAAUAGUAGUUGAUGAAUGCCAACAACCCAGGACUUUAUCCUUUUCUGAAGAAUUUAAGAAGCUAAAGACCCAAAGCAGGCUUCUCCUCUUUAAUGGGAAUACAAAGGAAAAUGUCUCCGAGUACCGUACUCUGCUCUCCAUGCUUGAUGAUCAUGGUGAAAUUAUGAAUGCAUUGGCAGCCAAUUCUCAUGAGACUGUGCAUAAACUCAAGGAGCGGCUGUUUAGCUAUACUGCACUUGAGGGCAAUACAGAUUCGUCUAGAUUUGUCGAGUACUGGGUUCCAGCACAAAUAUCAAAUGUGCAGCUUGAACAGUAUUGUGCUACUCUACUGUCAAACUCUUUGUCGCUCUGUUCAUCAUCAAAAGUUGACCCUGUUGGUGUGCUACGUGAUAUCCUUGUCUCUGCUCGGAAGUGUUGUAAUUAUUCAUACGAUGUCGAUCCAUCUCUUCAAGGCCCAUUGAGGAAAGAUCUUCAGCCAAUUGACUUGGAUGUUGGAAGAAAAGCUAGCGGGAAACUUCAGCUUCUUGAUCGGUUGCUUUCGGAGUCAAAGAAACAGCACCUGAAAGUUCUUAUAUUGUUUCAGUCCAUUGGUGGUUCAGGAAGAGAUUUGACUGGCGAUGUUUUGGAUGACUUUUUACGUCUGAGAUUUGGGGCAGAUUCAUAUGAACGUGUCGAUGGUGGCAUUCUCCCUUCUAAGAAACAGUCUGCUUUGACUAAGUUUAAUGACAAGGAGCUGGGAAGAUUUGUGUUUUUGUUGGAGAAUCGAGCCUGUAAUCCUAGCAUCAAAUUGUCAUCAGUUGAUAUGGUGAUUAUAUUCGAUAGUGACUGGAAUCCUGCUAGUGACUUAAGAAAUUUGCAGAAAUUGACAAUUGAAUCUCAAGUCCAAAUAAAAGUGCUGCGCUUGUAUUUAUCUUGUACGGUUGAAGAAAAGGCAUUGAUAUGUGCAAAACAAGGCAUGCACCUUGAAAGCAAACUGCAAAAUAUAAGUCCAAGGACUAGCCACAUGUUACUCAUGUGGGGGGCGUCAUUUCUUAUGCGUAGAUUGGACGAGUUCCAUGGCAGCUCUAGUGUGUCUUCCAUGGAAUUGUCUGAUCAAUUGCUUGCAAACUCCGUGGUUCAGGAGUUUCUGGCUUUGAUGCUACAGAAUGAGAACAGUGUGAAGAGCAGAUCUGUCAUUGUCAAAGCGCAGCAAACUUCAGGAACUUACUGCACAGAUUUUCCUUUGGUUGGUGAGUUGAUGAUUCAGUCCACUGCUGAAGACUUGCCGUAUAUUUUCUGGACAAAGUUAUUGGAAGGAAAGCAUCCUUGCUGGAAAUAUUGUUCUGGUUCAACCCCAAGGAGUAGAAAAAGGCUUCAAUCAUAUGUCAAUAUAUUUGAAGAAGUUGGGUCUGACAGUAAUAAGCUGGCCAAGAAACGCAAGAAGUCGACAUAUAAUAGCAUAUCUCCGUCCUCUAGGAAGCAGCGAUUAGAUGGGGAGAAAAAGGUUGCUGCUAACAAGGAAGGGACUUCCAGUCCAUUUAUUCAAUCUCUUGGAGGAGAAGAUUUGGCAGCUAUACCUGAAGGUAAAAUGGUUGACUCUGAUGAGGGAAGAAAGUUGCGCGAUGCACAGAGGAGCCUCUAUCUUUUGCUGAAACCAGAAAUCUUGAGACUUAGUGACUUGCUCAAUUUAUCGGACAAUAUCAAGGGUAUGGUUAAUAGCUUCCUUGAUUAUGUUAUCACUAAUCAUCAUGUCAGCCGGGAAUCAGCGAGUAUUCUACAAGCUUUCCAGUUGGCACUGUGUUGGACUGCAGUUUCUUUAUCAAAGGAAAAAAUAGAUCACACGGAAUGUCUUGAGCUUGCGAAAAAGCAUUUGAACUACCAGUGCAAGAAAGAAGAGGCAGAUCAUGUGUAUUCAAUGUUGCGAGAUCUAAAGAAAAAGUUUCUCCAACUUAGAAAGAAGCCACCGGUCGAUUCCUUGAAAUAUGGAGAAUUGAAAGAGAAAGUCCUUCAGAUGGAGCAAUCUGGUUUGAAGUCGCCCCUGCCAGCUAUGCCUUGCCUCCAACCUGUAAAAGUAGAGAUUGAAGAUUGUACCUUUCAAGGAUCCUCCAGUAAUGAGGUCAUUUCUAGUCCUACAUUGAUGGAUGAGUUUGGAUUGACAUUGGGAGACAUUUCUGAAAGAGGCAGAGAAAUUCAGGACCAGAAACAGAAACUGCAGGGGCUAGAAGCGAGGAAGGACGAAAUAUGUAGAGAAUCUGAGGCACAGAAGGUGUUGCUGGAGAGUAAUCAUAAAUUGGAGGCUGCAAUUGUCCGUUUGCAUUGUGGUGGUUCAACAAAAAUAGACAGGAUGAAGAGAUUGGACAGGGAAUACUCUACACAAAUUGAAGAAUGCUCACGUGAGAUGGCCAUGCACCUUAAAGAAAUUGAUGCUGAACAUCUAGCCUCAGCAAAUGGAGUUCAGCAGGAGCCUUCUGUAGUAGAGGGAGAUGGGUGCUCAACGCACACGCAAGUGCUGAAUAAGCUGCCUGAAGCCAGGCAGGGCCAGGAAAGUUCCAAUUGUCAUGAUCAACUUGAUAAUGUGGACCCUUUCUUGAGGCCCUCGGUUGACCAAAGUGCUGAUGUAAUUGUCCAUACUGAAAAGGACUGCCUUCCAGUUAAGAUUGGCAGUGACAAGGAUGAGAUGAGUACCGUGGCUUCAGGAACAGUUUCUACUGAGGUGGGGCCAUGUGCUAAUGGAACACAAAUAGACAACCAAGGGAAUGCUGUUUCUCUCAAUCCCUGCCCUCAGGAGAAUCUUCCUGUUAAUUCACAAGGUGAUUUUUUCAGUAACCAUGCUCUAGAGAAUGAUAGCACUAUGGAUGCUUGCACAUGGGUGGAUCAGAUUCCUGAUGGUUCAAGAAAGGAAGCAAUUGAUAAGUGGGGUCCAGUGGAGGUGCAAGAGAGUGUUCAUUUAACGAAUAUACUGGAGAGAUCGAGUUCUCCAGAUCCACAAGCAUCAGAAACGGAACGACCUAAUGGAUCUGAAUCUGGGGUGGUUGAUAGUGAGGGACCUCAUAAAGCUUCCUUGGUUAAUCAAUCAAUAUCAAGGAUGCCUAAUGGCAGAGACAAAGUCGGAGCCACUGAUCAUACUCUGGAGAAUAUUAGCUCUCUGAAUGCUUGCUCCUUGGAUGAUCAGAUUCGUGACGGUUCAAGAAUGGAAGCACUUGAUGAACUAGCUGCGGUGGAGGUGCAAGAGAAUAUUUGUAUAUCAGGUGAACCGGAGGAGAUGAUCUCUCCAGAUCCACAUAUACCAGAAACGGAAAUAUGCAAUGGAUCUGAAUCUGAAGUACUUGAGAAUGUCCAUCCCCGCGAUGGACCUCGAGAAGUUGCCUUGGUUAAUCAAUCAAAGUCAACUACAGUGCUGCCAUCACGGGCCUUUGCUGAGGGAGCUUCUGUGUCAUCUCACAGUACCCUACCUGACCAGGAGUUGAGAGCCGAUUGUAAUGCCACAUCUACCCGCGGGCAAGAGAUAAAUGCACCCAAUCAAGAGCAACAUAAUGAUGAGACUCUACCUGAUGAGGAGUCGAGAGAUGAUUGUAAUGUCACAUCCAUGAGCGUGCAAGAAAAAAAUGCACCUGGGAAACAGCAGCAUGAUGCUGAGGUUGCUUCUACGACAUCUCAUCAUAGUGCGCCUCACCAGGAUUUGAGAGAUGAUUGUAACCCCGGACCAGCCAUCACGCAAGAGGGAAAUAUACAUGAUGAAGUGCAGCAAAAUGCUGAGGGUGCUUCCAUGCCAUCUUAUCUUACCUUACCUGAAGAGGAGUUGAGAGUUAAUUGUAAGGCAGCAUCCACCGGCAUGCAGGAGAGAAAUGCACCCGAAGAAGAGCAGCAUAAUGCUGAGGGUGCUUCCAUAUCAUCUUGUCAUACCUUAUCUGGCCAGGAGAUGGGAGACGAUUUUAAUGCCCUGUCCAGCAGCAUGCGAGAGAGAAAUGCACCCAACGAAGAGCAGCAUAAUGCUUCUCAACAAACUGAAUUUCUAUCAUCUAGUACUGGUAAUGCUACAUCAUCUUUCUCUGGAGCAGCAGAUAUGGAGCCUCCAGUGCUUCUGCCGCCACAAGAUCAGCCUCUUAACCACAGUUCACAUGAUUUAGCUCUCGUCAGUGGAACGGCAACUCCACUCCAGGGGGUGGGAGAGACUUCUAAUCUAACUGUUCACUCUCAGUCAACACAAAUUGCUGAAAACCCUGCUGUGCCUCCGAAUCAAGCAAUGUCGGAAUCUGCAGUCAGCAUUCCUCGUGGUGGGAUGGUGGCACAGGUCUCAGGCAAUUCAACUGCAUCCAUUUCUGUGGAAAGUAGCACUCAGCUAUUACAGAGUCCCUUUCCAAUGGCACAACCCAGAAUGCCUUUGAAAUUGCACUUGGACCCUCUUCAGAAUGAGCUGGACAGAAUACAAAGGGAAAUGGAGCAGAUGGACAAAUCACAUGAAGAUGCGAAAUUGCUACUGGUAUCUGAUUGCGGGAAGGAGAUAGAGGAAAUUGUUGCACAAAUUCGCCGGAAGUACGAUUUGAAACUUAAGGAGAUUGAGGCAGAAUAUCUUGCUAAAAAAAAGGAACUCGACAUGAAUCAGGGCAAAGUUCUGAUGAACCGGAUGCUAGCCGAGGCAUUCAAAUCCAAGUGUUCUGAUAUCAGGGCGUCUGGCGCCAAUGGAAUUCAACAAGAUGUAGCUUCUGGUUCCAUGCAGCAGUUGCUACAGUUAUCAUCACAGCGUAAUGCACAUCAGCCUUUGCCAGUUCGUGGCCCUUCUGCUGGCCUUCAAUCGAACGGGGUUCGCACUAUUGCCACUCCAUUCACAAGCUCAGAGAGUUUUCCUCCCAAUGUGGCAAGCUUCCAGAAUGUGGGCCCGUCUGGCGUUACCAUUCUCGAUAGUUCGGCUGUUUCCUCUGGUAUAGCAUCCAGACCGCCCCAGAUCAGCCUCAGCAUGCCGCCACCAUCAGCAAACAUUCAAGCUCCCAGCGAUCUUCGUUCUCCUGCCCCACAUCUCCAAGCUUUCAGACCUUCAAUUGCAUCUUCAGGCACCCCUUCGCAGGGCUUGCCUAAUCAGCAGCCACCUAGCAACCCACCUACAACUUCUGCCCCUCUUCAGCAGCUUCCAUUGGCAGCAGUGCCACCUGCGGGCGCAGCAGGUCCAAGUAGUCGGCAUCAUGGCGGAGGAUCUGUAGGAGGGUUUCUACCUAAUGAAUUGGGGAGUGAUCUGCUUAGGGAUAUCUUUCAUCCCCUAAUUAUUGCUGCUUCACAAAGGGAUAAUUUAACCUCCUCUAGUGCGACCGCUGACGUUGUAUGCUUAUCUGAUGACGACUGACCGCACACUCGAAGGUAUCGAUAUCAUAUCCGUUGGUCUAACAAGUAGGCAUCCCAUGGAUCCUCGGCAGUUUUGGUUGCAGGAAGGUUUUGUAAAUAAGUCAAUCGUGAUAAUUAAGUUUUAUGUCUGUAGCAUCAUUCCUGUGAACUAACCCUAAGCUGAAGUAGGACCUUUUGAUACCACCUAGUACAAAAAGCCCGGAAGAAUAUGUGGCCAUGAGUUGGGAAAGUACGCAGAAGAGGGGUGUAUCUCGGAAUAUUUGACAUGGGUGCUCGCUCGUUUCUGUUUCCUGUAGCUUGUGCUUAGUUGUGACACUGGGCCUAUUGGUGAAGGUAGAGUUUCAUUUCACCCCGAAA
Molecule: messenger RNA, 7839 nt
Organism: Rhodamnia argentea
Lineage: Eukaryota; Viridiplantae; Streptophyta; Magnoliopsida; Myrtales; Myrtaceae
Product: helicase protein MOM1-like
Exons: 25
Coding region: 176-7483 (2435 amino acids)
Biological process (GO): heterochromatin formation; negative regulation of transcription by RNA polymerase II
Cellular component (GO): nucleus; chromatin
Molecular function (GO): ATP binding; ATP hydrolysis activity; DNA binding
Source: RefSeq, a predicted model, not a curated record